AUGUUCCCCUUCCGAUUGGUGGACGGGUGGGAGCUCCGAAUGUCGAGAAAGGCUCUCUUCCAUAGCUUCGUCGUGGCUGUGUUCUCCAUCUUCUCCUUUUACAAGUCGACCAUGUCCUCCAAGAAGCGCCUUUACAACUUCAUCUUUCUCACGGAGCUCUUCUCACUCAACCUGACUGUUCAUGGACACCUUUCGGAUGCCCUGUUCACCGUGCUCUCCGUCCAGCGGCGGCACGGUAUAAGACUGAGGUGCAGGAGCUACCUAACGCAGCUUUUGAUGUGCUCAUUGUGUCUCCUUAUCAUCUUAAUUUACAGGCUAUUCGAGCUGAACAACAGGAGCUGGACCAAUAUCCUGUUCACGAUCGCCUACUUCCUCCCAACCUGGAUGAUGUUCAGUUCUAUAAUGGUCUUCUCUUCGGUGUGCCUCCUCAUUGGCGACAGCUUUGUUUCCAUCAGCGCUGCACUGCUCAACCCCUACCGCGGACUUGCUGAACUGGACUUCCUACUCCAGACUCACUUCGUUCUCAUAACGGCUGCGGAGUCAAUGACCGGUGCGGCAACUUCGUACCUACUUAUCCUCUUCCAGUUCUCUGAUUCGGACUAAAACACUACCGCUUAGCUGCAAGUCAUAGCAUCAACAAAUAAUGAAAACAUUAU
Nezara viridula (southern green stink bug) is the source of this 656-nucleotide messenger RNA. The record is from the annotation of a GenBank genome assembly. Lineage: Eukaryota; Metazoa; Arthropoda; Insecta; Hemiptera; Pentatomidae.